UCCAGCAUAGCCUUCGAUCAAAAUACCUUUAUAACAAUUACAUAUGAAGAGUGUAAUAAAUGUAUUACGUUUAUAACGUGUUCAUUAAGUAUAUAAAAUAAUUGUUUAUCUUUCUUUUGUGCGAAAUCAUUUUAAAUGAUAAACAUAUUUGCACUUGCAGCCAAUAAUUUUAAGUAUGUGACAUACAAUUAACAAGAUAUAAGAUAUACUUUAUCAUUAUUAUGAAUAAUAAAAACCGUCUAUAAUGAAAGAAAAGUUAGAAAUUAGUGCUGUAGUACCACAAAAGAGUGAGAAAGAAUGUUUUCAAAUAACAGUUAUUUUAAUUGCGGCCUCGCAAGGAUUCGUCAGCGGUGCCCUCUCAGGAUGGACGUCUCCGUUUAUGGUAAAAAUAGUUGAAGACAAAGUAAAUUAUAAUAUCAGAGAAGAUCAAGCAGCUCUAUUCGCUGUAGUAAACGUAGUUGGUCUAAUAGUCCUUUCACCCUUCUUAGAGCCAUUUGUUGACAUCAUUGGAAGGAAAAAAGCAAUCCUUUUAACAUCCGUACCGUACAUAUUAUGUUGGUUAACAAAAGCUUUGUUUACUAAUCUAUGGGCUUUGUAUUUUGCAAGGUUAUUAGUCGGGUUAGGAGAUGCUUUGCUCAUGUGUGUGAUUCCCAUAUAUAUUGGAGAAGUUGCUACUCCAAAAGUGCGUGGUGUGUGGGGAAAUGCAUUCUUCAUUUUAGUGCUAUUUGGUACUUUUAUCAUAAACGUUAUUGGAAUAUACUGUAGCGUUAAAGUAACAUCUUACUUUUUUCUAAUACUGCAAGUGAUAGUUUUGUUUUUAUCUGCAUUUAUUAUUCCUGAGUCACCAUCUUUUUAUAUAGCAAAAAACCAACUUUCUGAAGCUAAAAUAUCACUAAUGAAGUUAAGACAAAAUAAUAAUGUUGAUAUUGAAUUCACAAGGAUGCAGAACGACAUAAAGAGACAACUUUCUGAAUCUGGAACAUGGACUGACUUGUUUUUUAACCACGUAAACAGAAAAGCUUUAAUAAUAGCUGCGUUUUUAAGAGCUGCACAAAUACUUUCCGGACUGUGGGUUUUUGGGAGCUAUACUCAAUUCGUCUUCCAGAAAGUUGGUAGUAGUAUAAGCUCUGAAGCUUCAACAAUACUCUAUACCGCACUAAAUUUUAUUAUAUGCGCUUCCAUGGCAUAUGGUUCGAAUAAAUUUGGCCGAAGAAAGUCUUUAAUAAUGUCUCUUGCAGGUUCUAGUGUAAUAUUUUUACUAGUAGGAUUUUAUUUCCUUGUGGAAAAAUUGUAUCCACAAAUCAAUCUACAUGCAAUCAAUUGGUUCCCACUAGCUGGUCUAAUUGUUUUCCUCUUUGUGUCUUCUUUUGGAAUUGGUCCUAUUCCUGUGUUGAUGCAAGGUGAGCUGUUCUCAGCCAGCAUUAAAUCUAAAGGCAUUUCGGCUGUAGUGGUGGUGUAUGGACUUCUAACCAUCGGUACUAACAGUACCUUUUACUAUCUAUAUGCGUAUAGUGGCUUAUCUGGACCAUUUUUGUUAUUUGGUGUUUGUAAUUUUAUAUCAAUAAUAGUAACCUAUUUCAUUGUACCGGAGACUAAGGGAAAGACGUUGGAAGAAAUACAGCAGUAUUUGAAAACGAUGUAGUAUAUUAUGUUUUGUAAAAAACAGGGCGGGCCAAAUCAAACAGUCCACCUCGAUAUUUGGCAGUAUUUAUUACAUUUUAAGGAAAUGACGAAACAGGUCGAUUUUUGUUCUAAGGGGGACACAUUUUUACGAUGCAUACAUCUGUCAUUUGUCAACCCCCUCUAUUCCACUUCCUCAAACCAUUAUUUUUAAAUAGGGAAUAUACCAUGUGCGGCACAUCAUGAGAAUAGCAUUUAAAUGGAGUAUUCAAACAUAACGACCGUUCAAGAUUUUUUUUGAUAUUUGCACCGUCUUUGCAAAAAAUCUGUUAAUUAAUUUGAAGUACAACACGUUUUAAAAAUGAAACGUAACGCCUAUGGUUUGCUAAUAUAUCUGACUGAGUACUUCAUCUCUAUGCCUUUCUAAUGAUGUGCCGCACAUGGUAUAUGUAUGUAUUCCCCAUUUAAAAAUAAGGGGUUGGGGAAAUAGAAGUUAGGGGGUUGACAAAUGACAGAUGUAUUUAUCGUAAAAAUAUGUCCCCCUUAGAACAAACUCGAACUGUUUCGUCAUUCCCUUAAAAUUUAAUAACUACUGCCAAAUAUCGAGGUGGACUGUUUUUUUUACCCUCCCUAUAUAUGUAUAAUGUACAGUGGGAAAAAUGAAAGAUUACCCAUGAACGAUCGCAUCAAUCACUUAUUUUGUAUUUGCUGCCUUUUUUUAUAAAUAAUAAACGUUUGUUAUAGAAAAAGACAGCAAAAAUACAAAAUAAGUGAUUGAUGUGAUCGUUCAUGGGUAAUCUUUCAUUUUUCCGACUGUAGUUAAAAAUGUGUUUUAUACAUCCUAAUUUUACUUUUGUAAAUUAAAUUUAUUGUAUUAUUUAUUUUAUUAUAUUCAAAUAGAACUAAAAUACAUUUUA
Molecule: messenger RNA, 2537 nt
Organism: Diabrotica virgifera virgifera (western corn rootworm)
Lineage: Eukaryota; Metazoa; Arthropoda; Insecta; Coleoptera; Chrysomelidae
Product: facilitated trehalose transporter Tret1
Exons: 2
Coding region: 245-1642 (465 amino acids)
Biological process (GO): transmembrane transport
Cellular component (GO): membrane
Molecular function (GO): transmembrane transporter activity
Source: RefSeq, a predicted model, not a curated record